GGGGAGUGAGGAGAGCCGCUGAGGGCGGGCGGGGGGCGGGGCAGCCAGCCUCGCCGUCCGUUUCGCGCCGCCGGCCCACGCCGCAGUGUGUGUUGUGGACGGCACCUUCUCAGACAGCCCAGUAGAGCCCAGCUCGGCGCCCGGCAGCCUUCGACGCGAUGUUCCGCCGGAGCUUUAACCGUUUUUGUGCUGGAGAAGAGAAACGAGUUGGUACACGCACAGUAUUUGUUGGCAAUCAUCCAGUUUCAGAAACAGAAGCAUACAUUGCACAAAAAUUUUGUGAUAAUAGAAUAGUCUCAUCUAAGUAUACACUUUGGAAUUUCCUACCAAAGAAUCUGUUUGAACAGUUUAGAAGAAUUGCAAAUUUUUAUUUUCUCAUCAUUUUCCUUGUACAGGUCACAGUAGACACACCAACUAGCCCAGUUACCAGUGGACUUCCACUUUUCUUUGUUAUAACUGUUACAGCCAUCAAACAGGGAUAUGAGGAUUGGCUGAGGCACAGAGCUGACAAUGAAGUCAACAAGAGCACUGUUUACAUUAUUGAAAAUGCAAAGCGAGUGAGAAAAGAGAGUGAAAAAAUCAAGGUCGGUGAUGUAGUAGAAGUACAGGCAGAUGAAACCUUUCCCUGUGAUCUUAUUCUUCUAUCAUCCUGCACAAUUGAUGGAACCUGUUAUGUUACUACUGCAAGUCUUGAUGGGGAAUCCAAUUGCAAGACACAUUAUGCGGUACGUGACACCAUUGAACUGUGUACAGCCGAAUCCAUUGAUACCCUCAGAGCAGCAAUUGAAUGUGAACAGCCUCAACCUGACCUCUACAAGUUUGUUGGCCGAAUCAGUAUCUAUAGUAAUAGUCUUGAAGCUGUUGCCAGGUCUUUGGGACCUGAAAAUCUCUUGUUGAAAGGAGCUACACUAAAAAAUACCAAGAAGAUAUAUGGAGUUGCUGUUUACACUGGAAUGGAAACCAAAAUGGCAUUGAACUACCAAGGGAAAUCUCAGAAACGUUCUGCUGUUGAAAAAUCCAUUAAUGCCUUCCUGAUUGUGUAUUUAUUUAUCUUACUGACCAAAGCUGCAGUAUGCACUACUCUAAAGUAUGUUUGGCAAAGUACCCCAUAUAACGAUGAACCUUGGUAUAACCAAAAGACCCAGAAAGAGCGGGAGACUUUGAAGGUUUUGAAAAUGUUUACCGACUUCCUGUCAUUUAUGGUUCUGUUCAACUUUAUCAUUCCUGUCUCCAUGUAUGUCACAGUAGAAAUGCAAAAAUUCUUGGGCUCCUUCUUCAUUUCAUGGGAUAAGGACUUUUAUGAUGAAGAAAUCAAUGAAGGAGCCCUGGUUAACACAUCAGACCUUAAUGAAGAACUUGGUCAGGUGGAUUAUGUAUUUACUGAUAAGACUGGAACACUCACUGAAAAUAGCAUGGAAUUCAUUGAAUGCUGCAUAGAUGGGCAUAAGUAUAAAGGUGUAACUCAGGAGGCUGAUGGACUCUCUCAAACUGAUGGACCCUUACCGUAUUUUGACAAAGCAGAUAAGAAUCGAGAAGAGCUCUUUCUGCGUGCCUUGUGUUUAUGUCAUACUGUAGAAAUUAAAACAAAUGAUGCUGUUGAUGGAGUUACAGAAUCAGCUGAAUUAACCUAUAUGUCCUCUUCACCAGAUGAAAUAGCUUUGGUCAAAGGAGCUAAAAGGUAUGGGUUCACGUUUGUAGGAAUGCGGAAUGGUCAUAUGAGAGUAGAGAACCAAAGAAAAGAAAUAGAAGAGUAUGAACUUCUUCACACUUUAAACUUCGAUUCUGUCCGCCGUCGUAUGAGUGUGGUUGUGAAAACUCAAUCAGGAGACAUACUUCUCUUUUGUAAAGGAGCCGACUCAGCAGUUUUCCCCAGGGUGCAAAAUCAUGAAAUUGAGUUAACUAAAGUCCAUGUGGAACGUAACGCAAUGGAUGGGUAUCGGACACUUUGUGUAGCCUUCAAAGAAAUUGCUCCAGAUGAUUAUGAAAGAAUUAACAGACAGCUCGUAGAGGCAAAAAUGGCCUUACAAGACAGAGAAGAAAAAAUGGAAAAGGUUUUUGAUGAGAUUGAGACAAACAUGAAUUUAAUUGGAGCCACUGCAGUGGAAGACAAGCUACAAGAUCAAGCCGCUGAGACCAUUGAAGCCCUGCACGCAGCAGGUCUGAAAGUCUGGGUGCUUACUGGGGACAAGAUGGAGACAGCCAAAUCUACCUGCUAUGCCUGCCGCCUUUUUCAAACCAGCACCGAGCUCUUGGAACUGACCACCAAAACCAUCCAAGAAAGCGAACGGAAAGAAGAUCGAUUACAUGAGUUGUUGAUUGAAUAUCGUAAAAAGUUGCUGCAUGAAUUUCCUAAAAGUACUAGAAGCCUUAAAAAAGCAUGGACAGAACAUCAGGAAUAUGGAUUAAUCAUUGAUGGCUCCACGUUGUCUCUCAUAUUAAAUUCUAGUCAAGACUCUGGUUCUAACAAUUACAAAAGCAUUUUCCUACAAAUUUGUAUGAAGUGCACUGCAGUGCUCUGCUGUCGGAUGGCACCGUUACAGAAAGCCCAGAUUGUGAGAAUGGUGAAGAAUUUAAAAGGCAGCCCAAUAACACUGUCGAUAGGUGAUGGUGCCAAUGAUGUUAGUAUGAUCUUGGAAUCCCAUGUGGGCAUAGGUAUCAAAGGCAAAGAAGGUCGCCAAGCAGCCAGAAAUAGUGAUUAUUCUGUCCCAAAGUUUAAACAUUUAAAGAAACUGCUGUUGGCUCACGGACACCUAUAUUAUGUGAGAAUAGCACACCUUGUACAGUAUUUCUUCUAUAAGAACCUUUGUUUCAUUUUGCCACAAUUUUUGUACCAGUUCUUCUGUGGAUUCUCACAACAGCCACUGUAUGAUGCCGCUUACCUUACAAUGUACAAUAUCUGCUUCACAUCCUUGCCCAUCCUGGCCUACAGUCUACUGGAACAGCACAUCAACAUUGACACUCUGACCUCAGAUCCCCGAUUAUAUAUGAAAAUUUCUGGAAAUGCCAUGCUACAGUUGGGCCCCUUCUUAUAUUGGACAUUUCUGGCUGCAUUUGAAGGAACAGUGUUCUUCUUUGGGACUUAUUUUCUUUUUCAGACUUCAUCCUUAGAAGAAAAUGCAAAGGUAUAUGGAAACUGGACUUUUGGAACCAUUGUUUUUACAGUCUUAGUAUUCACCGUAACUCUGAAGCUCGCCUUGGAUACUCGUUUCUGGACAUGGAUAAACCACUUUGUGAUUUGGGGUUCUUUAGCGUUUUAUGUAUUUUUCUCAUUCUUCUGGGGAGGAAUUAUAUGGCCUUUUCUCAAACAACAGAGAAUGUAUUUUGUAUUUGCUCAAAUGCUGUCUUCUGUAUCCACAUGGUUGGCCAUAGUUCUUCUAAUAUUUAUCAGCCUUUUCCCUGAGAUUCUCCUGAUAGUAUUAAAGAAUGUAAGAAGAAGAAGUGCCAGGAGAAAUCUGAGCUGUAAAAAGGCAUCUGACUCAUUAUCCACCAGACCUUCAGUCAGACCUCUUCUUUUACGAACAUUCUCAGACGAAUCUAAUAUAUUGUAACAGAAUCCGAAUCUUGAACUGCCUAUGUUAUUGUCCUACAAGCAUAUUGACAGUGGUUACAGCUAAAAGAAAGCAUGAAGAAGCAACUACAAAAAGUUAUCAUCUCAGGAUACUUGAUAUGCAACAAACUAAACCACUAUCUUAUGUCUAAGGUUCAGAGGAAAUGUCCACUAAGAUACCAAAUGACUCUCUUAAGCAUUUACAGUUAUUGUAAGUAGCCGUUGUGGCCAAAGCUCUAAGUUAUGAAUUAUAUGAAGGUUGAAAGCAAGAAUAUUUAGAAUUUCUGGCUUUAGAUAGAAUAAAAUAACUACCAAAUGGGUGCUCUUUUAACCCAUGAACUCUGAAUGGAUUUAAAUACAAUAGUAUAAAGUAGAAGUCAUGCAAUGGGAAUGAAUAGAUUUUGCUAAUAUUACUUUUUUUGCCUGGCAGAAGAAAUAGGCAAUUUAGAUCACAUUUCUUGUUCCUGCUGAAUGAUAAUGUUAAAUUAUUUUUUUCAACAUGUGAAAGGAAUACUUGAAAAUAUAAGAGGACUAAAUCAGUGCAUCAGAUAGUAGUUAAUCCUUUCUGUUCACCCACAUGCUAAUUUUGUCUUGAUAGAAUAUCCUUGCCAAAAAAUAACUUGAAAGGUGGAAAGAAUGUUAACCCUGGGUAUUUUUGCAAAAAUCAAAAGAAAUUAUUUAUUUUUGUUCUUCUGGAUUACACUUAAUGAGUGUAAGGCUACUAGAUUUGAAAAGAAAGCAUUUCCAAUCAGGAGCUCCUCAAAAUAGUUAAGAUAUAAUAGAUUUUUCCAAUAUUAGUUUUACUGGGAUCUGAGGCAAGAUGGGCAGAACCACAGUUACAUAAAAAUAAAGGCCAUUCUGAACAUCA
This is a messenger RNA of Orcinus orca (killer whale), 4415 nucleotides long. It is a transcript of the gene ATP11C, whose product is annotated as ATPase phospholipid transporting 11C. The record is from RefSeq and is a predicted model, not a curated record. The coding region runs from base 159 to 3548 and encodes 1129 amino acids. The transcript has 30 exons. Gene Ontology annotation, molecular function: magnesium ion binding; ATP binding; ATPase-coupled intramembrane lipid carrier activity. Gene Ontology annotation, cellular component: recycling endosome; plasma membrane; trans-Golgi network. Gene Ontology annotation, biological process: phospholipid translocation. Lineage: Eukaryota; Metazoa; Chordata; Mammalia; Artiodactyla; Delphinidae.